AUGGUUGUUAAUGGAUUUGCUAAAGGAAAUAAAUUAAAGAAUGUUACUAAUUUGACUUCUCUUGUUCGAGUUACAUAAAAUACUCCUGAUAUUAAGCUUAUAAUGAUAAUGCUGGAGAUAGAACACUUUCAAUCUUUAUUGAUAAAGGUGUCUGGUAUUUUAGUAUUUAUAAUUAUGGAGAUAUAUUAAGGAUCAAGCAUAUUUUAUUAUAUAUAUUCUAGUUGA
Molecule: messenger RNA, 225 nt
Organism: Paramecium sonneborni
Lineage: Eukaryota; Ciliophora; Oligohymenophorea; Peniculida; Parameciidae
Source: the annotation of a GenBank genome assembly